Messenger RNA from Trichomonas vaginalis G3, 1500 nucleotides. RefSeq names its product serine-type endopeptidase protein. The transcript has a single exon. Bases 1 to 1500 code for a protein of 499 amino acids. NCBI's taxonomy places the organism in Eukaryota, Parabasalia, Trichomonadida, Trichomonadidae. The record is from RefSeq and is a predicted model, not a curated record.
AUGCUUCCAAUACUCUUUUUAACAGCGUUUUCUAUCAAUUAUUCUAGGUAUUCUCGAGAGUCAACUGUUGUUUUGUCCUCUAAAACAUGGAGUUCGAGCGGAACAUACCAAGCAGUUUUGUAUCCAGGAACGUAUACCUUCACUGCUAAAGGAGCCUCAGGAGGAAUAUAUAAUUCUGGUUCCUCACCAGGUGAAGAUCCUGGACUAGGGGCACAUAUAACUGGUAUUUAUAAUUAUGAGGGACAAAGUGCCUUAACAUUUGAAAUUAUUGUAGGAGGUGAUGGGCAAAAAGGAACUGCUGGAUAUUCAAAUGGUGGUUCUGCUGGCACUUAUACAGGAAAAUCAGGAUUAACAACAAAUUCUGGCGCUGGUGGUGGGUCAAGCGGUAUUUAUCUGGAUAGCUCGCCAAUUAUUGUUGCAGCAGGAGGAUCAGGAUCUGUAAAUGUAGUUCGCGGUGCUCCUGGUGGAUGUGGUAAUAACGUAUAUCAUAUUAUUUGGAAUUCUGGCUAUUAUGAAGAAGAAGUUAUUACUGAUUCAGCAAGUGUAGUUGAUUGCUCUGGAUCUGGGAAAGAUGGAACAAGCGGAACAUUCCCGGGGAGCGGUGGAGGAGGGGGUAUUUUGUGUGGCAAAGGUGGCUCAGGACAAUCAAGCAUUUCAGCAAGCUUGGUUGGUUAUGGAGGAAAAUCUUAUAUGCCUUCGGGGUUUACGUGUACCCCUGGCCAUAAAACCACGGAAAAUAGUUAUGUGACAAUAACUCCAUAUUCUUGCACGUCUCCAUGCCAAAUUUGCUACACUAACUCCACUUGUACAAAAUGCAAUGAUGGUUACAAAUUAUACAAAGGAAGUUGCGUUACAAGCUGCCCAUAUGGCACUGAUACUGAUGGAAAUUGUGUCGUUUGUCCAACAGGCUGCUCAAGUUGCUCCAGUUCUACACAAUGUACAAGCUGCUCUUCAGGAUACUAUCUUUACGAAAGCUCAUGCCUUACAUCAUGCCCAUUAGGCUUUUACGCCUCAGGAUCAAUUUGUCAAAGUUGUGAUUCUUCAUGUACUGCCUGCACUAGUUCCACAGUUUGUUCAGCUUGUGCCUCUGGUAAAAAAUUCUACAAAAAUCAAUGCUUAAGUAAUCACCCUGAUGGUACAUAUAAAAGUAACUCAAAUUGCAUUGAAUGUUCAUCAAACUGUCUACUAUGCAUGGAUUCAACAACAUGUAGCAAAUGUGAAUCAGGAUUUUAUUUAUAUAAUAGUUCUUGUCAUUCUAGUUGUCCUUCAGGAACUUAUGCAUCAAACUCUUCUUGCGAGAAUUGCCCAGAUCAUUGCACUUCAUGCGAAAUCACAAAAUCUCUUAAAUGCACCAAAUGUGAAGAUAAAUAUCACUUAUUUUCAAGAAGAUGUAUCAAUGAAACAUUAUAUAAUCAAUUAAAUAGUCCCGAACUUGAUAUACAUUUGCUUAAUUAUGGAGUCAAUAGAAGAAAAGUUGGAACAAAAGAACGUUUCGUUUGA